Messenger RNA from Austrofundulus limnaeus, 2184 nucleotides. It is a transcript of the gene nme9, whose product is annotated as NME/NM23 family member 9. NCBI's taxonomy places the organism in Eukaryota, Metazoa, Chordata, Actinopteri, Cyprinodontiformes, Rivulidae. The coding region runs from base 179 to 2041 and encodes 620 amino acids. Gene Ontology annotation, biological process: CTP biosynthetic process; GTP biosynthetic process; UTP biosynthetic process. The record is from RefSeq and is a predicted model, not a curated record. The transcript is spliced from 16 exons. Gene Ontology annotation, molecular function: nucleoside diphosphate kinase activity.
CAGCGACCCCUGGAGGUAAAACAAUCGGAGUUACAACCUUUAAAAGUUGUUACUUGGUAACCAAGGUCCAAACAAGCAGGAACACCAAGAGGCUUGGAGAGUUUAGCUUUCUGCUAGAAGGCAUUUGGUUACCUUUUUUGUAAUUAUUUGUUUAUUUUGUGGGRAAUAUACGCAUUCAAUGGCCGGUAAGAAGAAAGAAGCGAGUCUACAGGCGUCUGUCACAAACCAAGAGCAAUGGGAGGAAAUGCUUGCAACAAAAGGUUUAACAGUUGUAGAUGUGUACCAACGGUGGUGUGGGCCCUGUCGAGCUGUGGUUAGGCUCCUGAGAAAAAUAAAGAACGAGCUGAGCGAUGACCUCCUGCACUUUGCCACAGCUGAGGCAGACGGCGUUGAUGCUUUGGAGAGGUACAGAGGAAAAUGUGAACCCACCUUCCUCUUCUUUGGGGGUGGUGAGCUGGUGGCUGCGCUGCGAGGUCCCAACGGUCCUAUGCUGGAGAAGAUAAUUGUGGGAGAACUGGCCAAAGAGAAACUGGUUCUGGACACUGAUGGUGUACGAGAAGUGGUUAAAGAUGAUGRUCUGUUGGAAGAUGAAGAGAAAGAAGAAGAGAAGCUUCAGCCAUCAGAAAAAGAAGGAAGUAUAAUUGUCCCUGCCAGUAAACCCUACACUGUUGCCAUCAUCAAACCAGAUGCUGUUGCUCAGGGCAAAGCGAAUGAGAUCAUUAUGAAGAUUCAAGACGCUGGCUUUGAGAUCCUCGCACACGAGGAGCGCACACUGACGGAGGCCGAGGCUCGAGAGUUCUACCAACACAAAGCAGCAGAGACUUGCUUCGAGGACUUGGUGCAGUUUAUGUCCGGUGGUCCCUCCCAUAUUCUGGUGCUUUCUCAAACAGAGAGCUCGGCCAGCGUUAUACCAGCAUGGCGUGAGUUCAUUGGCCCGGCAGACCUGGAGGAGGCCAGGAGAGAAAGGCCAGAGAGCCGAGCAACCAUCUGGUCCUGCCCGCCUUCCUACAGCUUGCGGGCGCAAUACGGCACCGAGGCUCCGUUCAACGCCGUGCACGGCAGCGAGGACAGCGACCGGGCCAGCGGGGAGCUCGCCUUCUUCUUCCCCAACUUCAGGACGGCCGCGGCGGUGGAGCAGGAUGGAGAGGAAGGGCGUGUGGAGAGGACGCUGGCUCUUAUCCGGCCCGACGUUGCCAGAGAGAGCAGAGAUGAGAUCUUGGCCCAGAUUCAUGAGUCAGGCUUCACAGUUGCCCUCCGAAGAGAGGUGAUGUUGACAGAAGAGCAGGUCCGACAGUUUUACUCCCAACACACUGAUGAAGACUAUUUCCCUGCUCUGCUGCGAAGCAUGACCAGUGGACCAGUGCUUGCUUUGGCUUUGGCCAGAAAAGGAGCUGUUCUUCACUGGAAGAGCCUUAUUGGUCCACCAGACCUUGGUAAAGCCAAAGAGGAAAGUCCUGAGUGUCUCAGAGCCCAGUUUGCUGUUGAAAACGAGCCCAUCAACCAGCUUCAUGGCAGCUCGAGCCCUGAAGACGCUGAACGAGAGAUCAACUUUUUCUUCCCUAAACAACACACGCUGGCAGUGAUCAAACCCGACGCCAUGGAGGAGCACAAAGACACGAUUUUGGAGGCGAUUCGAGGAAGAGGCUUCAGCGUAACGCAGCUGAAGGAGGCCGUGCUAUCCAGAGAGAUGGCUGAAGAGUUUUACAAAGAGCACAGAGAGAAGCCUUUCUUCAGGCAGCURGUGGAUUUUAUGUGUCGAGAGCCCUGUAUGAUGCUUGUCCUGACCAAGGAGAAUGCUGUAGAAGAGUGGAGGGCAAUGAUGGGUCCCGCUGACCCACAGAAAGCCAAGGAAACAUCCCCUAACAGUCUGAGGGCCCGAUUUGCUGCCGACAUCCUCCACAACUCGGUUCACGGGUCCUCCAGCGAGCAGCACGCAGAGGAGAAGAUCCGUUUGAUCUUCGGCGACAUCAGCAUUGAUCUCGCUGCAGCGGCGCUCACCGAGGCCGACAAAACAUCUCAGUCGAACACUACCUCCACCUGACACGUACCAAAGGUGAUCAUCGGCAGUUCCUUUGGCGACCAGGUAGUGAACGUUCACGUUGCUAGUUUGACCAAUUCGAUGAACCCUGUCCUCUGCCUGAAUGAGAACCUAAAGAAAAUAAAAAAACAUUUUUACUUUAAAUG